This is a messenger RNA of Hypanus sabinus (Atlantic stingray), 4608 nucleotides long. Its product is annotated as transmembrane emp24 domain-containing protein 3-like. Lineage: Eukaryota; Metazoa; Chordata; Chondrichthyes; Myliobatiformes; Dasyatidae. Gene Ontology annotation, biological process: intracellular protein transport; Golgi organization; endoplasmic reticulum to Golgi vesicle-mediated transport. The transcript is spliced from 4 exons. Gene Ontology annotation, cellular component: COPII-coated ER to Golgi transport vesicle; Golgi apparatus; endoplasmic reticulum. The record is from RefSeq and is a predicted model, not a curated record. The coding region runs from base 199 to 780 and encodes 193 amino acids.
AAGUCAGCAAAUCGGGUCCAAGGAUGACGGUGGGAUUUAAUCCUGAAAUGCCGGUGGUUUCAACAAGCCUUCAGCCUCCGGUGCCACGUCAGGCUGGGGCAGGCGAUGGGGAGGGCGGAGCCGGCCCGGGCGUGUAACAAUCCCCAGGUCUGUGGACUGGGAGCCCCGGGGUGACCUGGAGUUCCUCCCGCCUCGGCAAUGAUCACGCUCAUCUUUCUCCUCCUGCCGCUGCCGCCCUUGGCUUCCGCGGGUUUGUCGAAGUUCAUGUUCGUGCUGGCCGAUCGAGAUAUCCAAUGUUUCUUCGAAGAGGUCGAAAAGGACACGGAGUUUCAAUUCAUGUUCCAGGUGAUUGCGGGUGGACACUACGAUGUAGAUUGCUUCAUUGAAGACCCCAAAGGGCAACUGGUCUACAGAAAACACAGGAUGCGGCAAGAGCACUUCAAAGAAAAGGCAGAGCUGUCGGGCACCUACAAGUUCUGCUUUGGCAACCGGUUCUCCAGCUUCACCCACAAGAAGAUUUAUUUCCACCUUCAGAUAGGCAAGAGACCUCCUGUGGUCUCUGGUGACUCCAGGAAACCUACUGCUCUUACCCAGCUGGAGUCUUCCUGUACCGCAGUCUAUUAUUCUCUGAGUCGCAUGGCUGUCCUGCAGUCACAACAACGUGUGCAGGCACUGAUCGACUGGCUGCAUGCAGAUAGUAUCAACACCCAAGUCCUGUACUGGGCAGUGAGCCAGACCGUUAGCAUUCUCCUGGUUACAACUGCACAGAUACAACUUUGAGGUUCGUCUACUUUCAAGCCCUCAGAAAACAACGAAAUGAAAUAGAAUUAAUGAAAAAUCCCACACAGCAAAGACCAACAAACAUCCAAAGUGCAAAAUUGUGGAAGCAUUAAAAAAGUAAACAAGUAACGCACAGAACAUGAACUGCAGACUCCCGGAAAGUGAGUUCACAGUCACGGAGCCAGUUCAGCACAGAGGCGCGUGCGCUCACCCAGAGGUUCAACGACUGCAGGCCACAGUCACGGAGUCAGUUCAACACGGAGGCAAGUGCGCUCGUCCAGGGGUUCAACGACUGCGCAGUCAAGAACAUAAUUCAGUGCAGAGGCAAGUGAAGUGUGUCCAGAAGCCCCACGCAGCAGGGCAGCAAUUACUUCCGAACUUGGUAGUGUGGACCCAAGACUCCAGCGCCUUCCCAGUCAAUGCCGGAGGAGUUUGUGGGGGGGGGGGGUGCUCUAUGCUAAGAGAUCUGAUUUACAAAGUGAAGUUACCAUGAGAUGUUCUCAUCUGUGGUAGACAGUGUGUUAUGUUAAUCGGCCUGCGUCAAAGCAGACAGCACGGUAUCUGCACCUCUGUGACAGAGUUUGAGCCAGCAGAGCAGACCGAUGCUGUCACUUAGCACAUCAAACGUGCUGACAGGUGUGGAUGGUGAUCCUGAGGGUGAUGGUGGGGAUAUUAGGGGCGGCAUGGUAGCACAAUGGUUUGCUCAACACUUUAAAGUACCGGUGAUCUGGGUUCAAUUCCCACCACUGCCUAUAAGGAGUUUCUACAUUCUUCAUAUGGGUUUCCUCUGGGUGCUCUGGUUUCCUCCCACAGUCCAAAACGUGAAAUAGCCCCAUGAUUAGGCCAGGGUUAAAUCAGAAGUUGCUGGGCAGUGCAGCUCGAAGAGCCGGAAAGGCCAGCGCUGCACAGUAUCUCAAUAAAGUAAAAUAGAAGUAUUUGGGUACUCAGAUUCAUUCCAGACACCAUCAUCUUUGAGUGUCUGGGAUUUCUGUCCCCAGAAGCUUUUAGACCAUCUGUGUGAAUUACUUUGCCCCAGCAAAUGUGUUUGAUGUAUAAAAGAUAUUAAGAGGAAUAGAUAGAGUGGACAGCCAGCGCCUCUUCCCCAGGGCACCACUGCUCAGUACAAGAAGACAUGACUUUACGGUAAGGGGAGGGAAGUUCAAGGGGGAUAUUAGAGGAAGAAUUUUUACUCAGAGAGUGGUUGGUGCGUGGAAUGCACUGCCCGAGUCAGUGGUGGAGGCAGAUACACUAGAGAAAUUUAAGAGACUACUAAACAGGUAUAUGGAGGAAUUUAAGAUGGGGGGUUAUAUGGGAGGCAGGGUUUAAGGGUCAACACACCAUUGUGGGCCAAAUGGCCUGUACUGUGCCGUACUAUUCUAUGUUCUAUUCAGAUAUGUCUCCCACUGCAGAUAUGUAAUUCAGAGGAAGCACUGUCAACCCAAGGUAUUGAAGUAAACAAUGUCAUUGUAACUAUUGAAAUUGUAUAGACUUAGCUAUAGUUACCUUUGAUCUUAAGGGUACACAAUGGGAUGUACUUUGAGUUUGGGAGACUCUAUUGAGAGGGUCUCCAGUAGAGUACCUGAUUCUUUUAAUGAAUAAAGACCACUAUAUCACUGGCUUCAGUCACCCACCGGGUGAUGAUUGAUGAAACAAGUUGGUCAAGACUAUGCUUUGACAGUAUGACAAAUACAAUAAAUGUCCGACUUAGAUUAGUACAAUACAAUUUUUUACAAUUAUAUAUUACACCACAAAAAAUAAAUAGAUUAAACUCAAAUUUAUCUGACCAAUGUUUUCGAUGUAAUCAAGAAAUUGGUACUUUUUUACACUCUACUUGGUCUUGUUUAAAAAUUCAACCUUUUUGGAUAAAUUUAAGACUUUUACUGCAACAAAUUAUUGGAAUACAACUUCCACAUAACCCAAUAUUAUUUUUAUUGGGUUAUGUGGAAGCAGUAAACCCUUCCACAUAAAAAAAAAGAGAAAGGAAGAAAGAAGAAAGAAAGAAUGCCUGGAUAUCGGAAGAUCCCCUCAUGCUCCAUGGAGUACAAAAUAGCUUUAGAAUAUAUCUUUAUUUAUUUUUUUCCCCCAAAUAGCUAAUAAGCCCAGAUCCCAGUCACAACAGUCAGUAGCCUUCCAAGCAUCUCUGUCUCUGAUCUUAAGACCCGCCAUAAUAUCUAUCUCUUUGACAAAGGCUUUUGUCCACCAGCCAUGAUAUCUCCUUUAGUAGAAACUGAAGUAUUUGGGUCACACAGCAUUUGUGGAGUGGUUGCAGUAUUUUCCAUUUUUAUUUCAGCUUUAUAGCACCUGCAGUAUUUUGCUCUACAGUUAAAAUAGCCCUUGUCUGGGUUGCUGUUAAUAUUUGCCAACUUGCAUGAAGUGUCAUAAAUUGUCCUUGUUACAUUAAAAACCAUAAGACAUAGGAGCAGAAUUAGGCCAUUCAGCCCAUUGAGUCUGCUCCGCAAUUCCAUCAUGGCUGAUUCAUCAUCCCUCUCAAACCCAUUCUCCUGCCUUCCCACCAUAACCUUUGACAUUCUUACCCAUCAGCCUCUGCUUUAAAUAUACCCAGUGUCUUGGCCAUCACGGCCAUAUGUGGCAAUGAAUUCUACUGAAUCGCCACCCUCUGACUAAAGAAAUACCUCCUUGUCUCUGUUCCAAAAGGACUUCCUUCUAUUCUGAGGCUGUGCCCUCUGGUGCUAAACUCCUGCACUAUAGGAAACAUCUAUAAAGGCUUUUAGGGUCAAUGUAAGUCAAUGUCCCACACAACACUAAACGGGUCAGGAGCUGAGGAGUGCUGGGCCUGGGGUUGGUGGAUUAAAACCAGUUGAUUUGACCCAUACAACAUGGAAAAAGAACCCUUGACCCAACAAAUCUAUGCCUGCCAAGAUGUCUAUCUUAGCCAGUCCAAACUUUCUGCAUUUGGCCCAUUUUCUACUAAAUCUAAGGGAAGCACAGCAACAUUGCAGUUGCUACAGGAGUUGGAAUGUUAUGUUGAAGUUGUACAAGAUGUUAGUGAGGCCUAAUUUGGAGGAUUGUGUGCAGUUUUAGUCACCCAUCUACAGGAAAGAUGUAAAUAAUGUUGAAAGAGUACAGAGAAAAUUUACAAGGAUAUUUCCAGGUCUGAAGUACCUGAGCUAUAAGGAAAGAUUGACAAGGAUAGGACUUUAUUCCUUGGAGCGUAGAAGAUUGAGAGAUUUGAUGGAAGCAUCCAAAAUUAUGAGGGGUAUAUAGGAAGAGUGAAUACAAGCAGGUUAUUUUCCACUGGGGUUGGGUGGGACUACAAUUAGAGGUCAUGGGUAAAGGGGGAAAGGUGAAAUUUUAGUGUGAACAUGAGGGGAAGCUUCUUCGCUCGGAGUGUCAUGAAAGUGGAACAAGCUACCAACACAAGUGGUGCAUGCAAGCUCGAUCUCAACACUUAAAAGAAGUUUGGAUAAGUUACAUAGAUGGUAGGGGGAUGGAAAGCUAUGAUCCCUUUGCAGAUUGUUGAGAGUUGGCAGAUUAAUUGGUUUGGCAUGGACUAGAUAGGCCUACCAUCCUGCUUCUGUGCUGUACUUUCCUAUCACUCUAUGACUAACACAGCAUGGUAUCUGUUAAAAGGGGAAUCAAUUCUUGCCACUGUGUGUAAGGAGCUUGUACACUCUCUGUGUGACUGGAUGGGUUUCCUUGGGUCCUGCAGUUUCCUCCCACAUCUCAAAGUUGUGUGGUUAAGGUUAGUAAGUUGUAGGCAUGCAAUGUUGAUGUUGGAAGCAUGAUGACACGUGUGUGCUGACUAGUACGAUCCUUGCUGAUUUCAUUUGACCAAACGGUGCUUUUUACUGUAUGUUUUGAUGUACA